AUGAUCAUGUCAUGGAUCAAUAAUUAUGUUGAAUUAGAGAUUGCUCAAAGCAUCUUAUGGAUGAACAAUGCUGCUGAAAUGUGGAUUGAAUUGAAAGAUCGUUUCUACCAAGGAGAUUACACCAAAUUGAAGAUAUUGUGGCAAGAAUUGGAUAACUUUAGACCAAUUCCUGAAUGUUCAUGUGAUUCUACAUGCCUUGCCAUUACCAAAAUUCGUGCCUAUAGAGACAACGAUCAAGUUAUUCGUUUUUUGAAAGGCUUAAAUGAUCAAUACUCGUCAAUUCGAUCUCAAAUCAUGUUAAUGGACCCCUUUCCUAAUAUCUGCAAGGUUUAUUCAUUGUUUGUCCAACGAGAAAGACAAGCCAUUACACCUCUUGAUGAAUUUAAAGCGCUAGCCAUCCCCAAUUCCAAUCAGAACCAGCAUUCUCAGUUCAAUCCUAACUCUAAUUCUCGUGGUAGAGGCACUACUAGAGAUGGUAGAUCUUUUGGUGGCAGAUGUCGAGGUGAUCGUUUUUGCACUCAUUGUGGAAUGACUAAUCAUACUGUUGAUUCUUGUUUCAAAAAGCAUGGUUAUCCCUCUCAUUGGAAGCAAGAUGAGGCAAUCAACCAAUAUGCUAGUAUGCUUGAUAGGUCUGAAGAGCAAUCAAGUGAGUUUUCUGAAGCAAAUGCACAAGAUUCUCAUGCUUUGGCUUUUACUCUAGACUAG
Messenger RNA from Lathyrus oleraceus (garden pea), 705 nucleotides. RefSeq lists its product as uncharacterized. The record is from RefSeq and is a predicted model, not a curated record. Lineage: Eukaryota; Viridiplantae; Streptophyta; Magnoliopsida; Fabales; Fabaceae. The coding region runs from base 1 to 705 and encodes 234 amino acids. The transcript is spliced from 2 exons.